Molecule: messenger RNA, 1035 nt
Organism: Nasonia vitripennis (jewel wasp)
Lineage: Eukaryota; Metazoa; Arthropoda; Insecta; Hymenoptera; Pteromalidae
Product: nucleolar protein 58-like
Exons: 5
Coding region: 1-1035 (344 amino acids)
Source: RefSeq, a predicted model, not a curated record
AUGGUUCUUAUCGGUAAAGCAGAUAAAGAAGGAUUCAUAAAGAUAAAAACAUCGGCUGACGCCACACAGCUGGUCCAAUCCAGCCCAGUGCCAAUCGAAGUUGAAAAUGAAUCUCCAGAAACUCAUGUACAAGAAAGUGUCGAAAUCAAGGAAACAGAAAGUCAAAAUGUAGAACAUGAACAAGAGUUUGAACAUCAUUUGAACCUGCUGUGUCUGAAGAAAAGAAGGAAGAGAUUGAACCUGAGCAACAGCCUGAGCUUCUUGAAAGAAAAGAAGGGAGAGAUCGUAGUACCCGAAGCUUCUGAAGAGAAGAAAGAGGAAGUCGUAGUUCCCGAAGUUUCUGAAGAGAAGAAAGAGGAAGUCGUAGUGCCCGAAGCUUCUGCAGAGAAGAAAGAGGAAGUAGUAGUCCCUGAAGCCUCUGAAGAGAAGAAAGAGGAAGUCGUAGUGCCCGAAGCUUCUGAAGAGAAGAAAGAGGAAGUAGUAGUCCCAGAAGCCUCUGAAGAGAAGAAAGAGGAGUUUGUAGUUCCCGAAGCUUCUGAAGAGAAGAAAGAGGAAGUAGUAGUCCCUGAAGCCUCUGAAGAGAAGAAAGAGGAAGUCGUAGUUCCCGAAGUUUCUGAAGAGAAGAAAGAGGAAGUCGUAGUGCCCGAAGCUUGUGCAGAGAAGAAAGAGGAGUUUGUAGUUCCCGAAGCUUCUGAAGAGAAGAAAGAGGAAGUAGUAGUCCCUGAAGCCUCUGAAGAGAAGAAAGAGGAAGUAGUAGUCCCUGAAGCCUCUGAAGAGAAGAAAGAGGAAAUAGUAGUCCCUGAAGCUUCUGAAGAAAAGAAGGGAGAGAUCGUAGUUCCCGAAGCCUCUGAAGAGAAAAAAGAGGAAGUUGUAGUUCCCGAAGCUUCUGAAGAGAAGAAAGAGGAAGUCGUAGUGCCCGAAGCUUCUGAAGAGAAAAAAGAGGAAGUAGUAGUCCCUGAAGCCUCUGAAGAGAAGAAAGAGGAGUUUGUAGUUCCCGAAACUUCUGAAGAAAAAAAAGAGGAGACCGGUGGAUAA